Molecule: messenger RNA, 3165 nt
Organism: Aphidius gifuensis
Lineage: Eukaryota; Metazoa; Arthropoda; Insecta; Hymenoptera; Braconidae
Product: solute carrier family 12 member 9
Exons: 3
Coding region: 362-3019 (885 amino acids)
Biological process (GO): chloride ion homeostasis; cell volume homeostasis; potassium ion import across plasma membrane
Cellular component (GO): membrane
Molecular function (GO): potassium:chloride symporter activity
Source: RefSeq, a predicted model, not a curated record
UUAAAUAUGUUGAUUUUGAUUUUUUUGGUACUUGUACAAUGGCCUUAAUAUUGAAGACAUUUGAAAGAUGACGUCCAGGAUUCUGUUUAUUGCUAAAUGCUAAUUAUUUUUUUUAUACAUUCUUGAUUAUUCUGAUACAUGCACAUAACUAGAUAUGUAGUAUUUGAUUUUUUUUUUUUUAAUCCACUUAUGAUUCAUAGGCUAUGAGUUGUUUGAGUAAUAUUUGAGUAGAUGAAAUAUUUAAGGAAAGAAAAUUAUUAUAUUCCCAGUUGUCAUAGUAAACAACGUAAGCUUGUAGGUUGUCAAAAGUGAUUAAAAUAGUGAUAAAAAAAGCCUAUUUUUUAGGUUUUUUAAAGUGAAAAUGAUUGCAUCUAAUGUUGGAUCGACAAAUACUGAUGAUGUACAUAUAAGAAUUCCAAAAGAAACUACUUCCUCGGUAAAUGGACGAUCGUUAUUACGUCGUUUUAGAGAUUUUAUUACAUUCAACAAGUCACAAAAUCCUGAGGGUGAAGGCUACGUAGAAUUUAGUUCAUUAAGAACUGAAAAUGGAAGAACACUUGGUACAUUUGCUGGUGUAUUUAGUCCAGUAACAUUGUCUAUGUUCAGCUCACUUGUGUUUAUACGAAUGGGUUACAUUGUUGGAAAUGCUGGUCUACUUGUUACACUGAUACAAUUUGUAAUUGCCUAUGGAAUUCUAAUAUUUACAGUAGCUUCUGUUUGUGCAAUUUCAACAAAUGGUGCUGUUGAAGGUGGUGGUGCUUAUUUUAUGAUUUCUCGAACACUUGGUCCAGAAUUUGGUGGCUCAAUUGGUACUUUAUUUUUUAUGGCAAAUAUUGUAUCAAGUGCUCUGUGUAUUUCUGGUUGUGCUGAAGGUAUUGUUGAUAAUUUUGGACCUGGUGGUUAUCUUGCUGGAGCAGCAGGAUUCAUUCAUAAUACCAGAUGGUGGAAGUAUCUUUAUCGUUCAAUUCUCAAUCUUAUGAAUCUUAUGAUUUGUCUAAUUGGUGCUACAAUGUUUGCCAAAACAAGUGUUGUAAUUUUAGCAACUGUUCUUAUUUGUCUUAAUAAUUAUACUGGUCUUUAUACUGGAUUAUCAUUGGAAACACUUCGGUCAUCUGGUGCAAAAUUUAUGGCUGGUGCUAAUAUGUCAGGAGAAUUAAAAAAUCCAGGUGUCAAUAUACCAAGAGGUACACUAUCAGCUGUAUUUUUUACAUUUAUUUGCUAUACUUUUUUAGCUGUUUUAACAGCAGCAACAACCAGUCAAUUUUUAUUACAAAAUAAUUUUUUAUACAUGAUACCAAUUAAUGUAUGGUCACCAUUUGUUAUUGUUGGAAUUUUAACUGCAACAUUUAGUGCAAGUUUGAGCAAUUUAAUUGGAUCAAGUCGUGUAAUUGAGGCAUUGGCAAAAGACAAUAUAUUUGGAUCAAUUUUAAAUUUUGUUGUUAAUGGAACUUGGCGAGGUAAUCCAAUUGCAGCUGUAUUUACAUCAUGGACUCUUGUACAACUUAUACUUUUGAUAGAAUCACUCAACUCAAUAGCACAAAUUAAUUCAGUAUUAUUUUUGUUGAGUUAUUUGGCGACAAAUUUAUCAUGUUUAGGACUUGAGCUUGCAUCAGCACCAAAUUUUAGGCCAACUUUUAAUUAUUUUAGUUGGCAUACAGCAACAAUUGGUCUUGUUGGAACUGUCAUAAUGAUGUUUACGAUAAAUAGUAUUUAUGCAUCAUUGAGUAUUAUUGUUUGCUUGUUGUUAAUUAUGAUUUUACAUUUUGUAUCACCAAGUAAAAAUGCAGCUUGGGGAAGUAUAUCACAGGCACUUCUUUUUCAUCAAGUUCGAAAGUAUCUGUUGAUGUUAGAUUCAAGAAAAGAUCAUGUAAAACACUGGCGACUGUCAAUACUUCAUUUGAUAAAUUCACCACGUGGAGUUUGUCCAUUAAUUGAUUUUGUCAAUGAUUUAAAAAAAGGAGGAUUAUAUGUUAUUGGACAUGUUAAAGUUGGUGAUUUUACAGAAGAGUCAGUUGAUCCAACUAUUGAAGAAUAUCCACAGUGGUUAAAUUUCAUUGAUCAUAUGAAGAUUAAGGCUUUUAUCGAGAUGACUGUUACAAAAACAGUGAGAGAAGGUCUUGCUCAUUUGAUUAGAAUAUCUGGUAUUGGAGCAAUGAAACCAAAUACAAUUGUUCUUGGUUUUUACGACAAUGAGGCACCAGUAGAUUUUUUUAAAGAUUCAAAAUACUCAACAACAAUAUUUAAUAGUCAUGGUCUUGAUGGAAGUACUACAAUUUUUCCAUUACGCUCAGUUAGAACAGAAAAAAUUAUUGAUGCUGCUGAAUAUGUGGGAAUGUGUUCUGAUGUUUUAAAAAUGAAAAAAAAUUUAUGUCUAUGUAGAAAUUUUCAUCUUUUAGAUAAAUCACAAAUUAAAAAUUCAAAUUUUGAAUUUAUUGAUGUUUGGCCAGUGAAUUUUUUUAAACCAAGUAAUCAAGAUGCAUUUGAUACAACAUCAUUAUUUAUGUUACAACUUGCGUGUAUAAUAAAUAUGGUACCAGAUUGGAAAGAUUUAAAAUUACGAGUUUUUUAUGUUGAAAUUGAAGAAAAUGUUUCUAAUUUGAGUAUUUCUGAUCAUGAACAAACUUCUUGUGAAUUUCCAAAAGCAUCAACUGAAUCAAGAAUUCAAAAAUUACUAAAAAUGCUUAGAAUUUCAGCACAUAUACAAAAAAUAUCAAAUUGGGAAUCACGUAAAAAUUCUCGUCAAGGAAAUUCAUCAAUUGAAGAUUCUGGAGUUAAUUUAUUUAAAAAUUCUGGUGAUAGGCAAUAUAUGCAAAAUGUUAAUCAAGUUAUUAGAGAAAAAUCAGACAAAACUGCUGCUGUUUUUUGCUAUCUUCCAGCACCACCAAUUGUCAAUUCUUGGGAUGAAGAUUCGGAAAAUCUUCGUCAUGAAUACCUUGAGUUACUUACUGAUAUGACAGUUGAUUUACCUCCAACUGUGCUAGUUCAUGGUGUUUCAGCAGUCACAUCAACCAGUAUAUAAAACUUAUCAUACUACGGGUUUUUUGUAUUCGAAAAAUAAUUGAAAAGUAUAAAUCUAAUAAUUGAGUAUUAAUCAAGAAUAUUAUUCCAUUCAAAAUUGAUCUUAAAAAAAAGAUUAAAAGUGAUAUUUUUUUUUUUAACAGUGAU